This is a messenger RNA of Orycteropus afer afer, 504 nucleotides long. It is a transcript of the gene POLR2H, whose product is annotated as RNA polymerase II, I and III subunit H. Lineage: Eukaryota; Metazoa; Chordata; Mammalia; Tubulidentata; Orycteropodidae. Gene Ontology annotation, biological process: DNA-templated transcription. The record is from RefSeq and is a predicted model, not a curated record. Gene Ontology annotation, molecular function: DNA-directed RNA polymerase activity. Gene Ontology annotation, cellular component: RNA polymerase II, core complex; RNA polymerase III complex; RNA polymerase I complex.
AUGGCGGGCAUCCUGUUUGAGGAUAUUUUCGAUGUGAAAGAUAUUGACCCAGAAGGCAAGAAGUUUGACCGAGUGUCUCGAUUGCAUUGUGAGAGUGAAUCCUUCAAGAUGGACCUUAUCUUAGAUGUAAAUAUUCAGAUUUACCCUGUAGACUUGGGUGAUAAGUUCCGGUUGGUCAUAGCCAGUACCUUGUAUGAAGAUGGUACACUGGAUGAUGGUGAAUACAACCCCACAGAUGACCGGCCUUCCAGGGCUGAUCAAUUUGAGUAUGUAAUGUACGGGAAAGUGUAUAGGAUCGAGGGAGAUGAAACUUCUACUGAAGCAGCAACACGCCUCUCUGCCUACGUAUCCUAUGGGGGCCUGCUCAUGAGGCUGCAGGGUGAUGCCAACAACCUGCAUGGAUUUGAGGUGGAUUCUAGAGUUUACCUGCUGAUGAAGAAACUGGCCUUCUGAACCACCUGGGAAGCCAAGCUUGCGGUUUAGUUAAUUCAGGUCAUGGACAUU